AUGUCAGCGCCAGCUGACGCAUCAAUUCCCCGCAGACAGCAGAAGCAGGAGCAGCUGCUCAAGGAUGAUUCGUGGGGCAAUCAAUUGCCGGAUAUGCUAGUCGCUUACUAUCGCCACCAUGGCGUGCACAGCCUGAUGCUGGUUGUGUGUCGCGGGGACAUUGAUGCGGCACGUUUGCAUGCGCUCCUGCAACAUUUCAUGACACACAAUAUUUAUGUGCAGCUCUGGACGGAGCACUGUCUGAAUGACCUGCGCCACGUCGGCAACGAGACGGACACACCGGAAGCGCCGCCCCCGCGCAGCUUUCGAGCGGACAACGAGACCCACUGGGAGCUGUCAUUUGUCCUGCCCGCACUGAACUACAAAUUGGGCAUUUUGCUGCUGCAGUUCAACAGCUCGUGUGCCCUGAAUCUGUUGCGCUGGUCCGCGGCCACGGAGCAUAAUUACUUUACCACGAAUCGCUAUUGGCUGCUGCUCACGCAGGAUCUGCAGGAGCUCGAUCUGCUCGAAGAUGCGGAGAUCUUUUUGCCACCCGACAGCGAGGUGCGUGUGCUGUGGCACACUCCAUCGCAUCCGUUCACCGCCACCCUGCUGGAUGUGUACAAGGUGGCAGCCUGGAAGCCGCUCAAGCGCCGCUUGGUGGGUCAUCGACUGCGUAAUCGGCGACACAUGGUCCAUGCGCUGCAGCACUUCGGCUCGGCCAUUACAUACAGACAGAAUCUGGAGGGCAUUGUCUUCAAUACGGCUAUUGUUAUUGCAUUUCCAGAUCUGUUCACCGACAUCGAGGACCUCUCCCUGCGGCAUAUCGAUACCAUUUCCAAAGUCAAUCAUCGCCUCAUGCUGGAGCUGGCCGUUCGAUUGAAUAUGAGCUAUAACACCUACCAGACCGUCAACUAUGGAUGGCGUCAACCAAAUGGCUCCUUCGACGGCCUAAUGGGUCGCUUUCAGCGCUAUGAACUGGACUUUGCCCAGCUGGGGAUCUUUAUGCGCUUGGAUCGCAUCGCCCUGUGUGACUUUGUGGCCGAAACGUAUCGCGUGAGAGCUGGCAUCAUGUUUCGACAGCCUCCACUGUCGGCAGUGGCCAACAUUUUCUCGAUGCCCUUUCAGCAGGAUGUUUGGAUAUCCAUACUGGUGUUGCUGAUUGUAACCAUGCUGGUGCUGCUAUUGGAAAUGUUUUUCUCGCCGCACACGCACAACAUGUCAUAUUUGGAUUCGGUGAACUUUGUCUUUGGUGCUAUGUGCCAGCAGGGUUUCUAUGUGAACGUGCGCAAUCGUUCGGCGAGGAUUAUAGUCUUUACCACAUUUGUGGCCGCCGUUUUCCUGUUUACCUCCUUCUCGGCGAACAUUGUGGCUCUGCUACAGAGCCCGUCGGAUGCGAUACAGUCGCUGGGUGAUUUGGGGCAAUCGCCGCUGGAAAUUGGCGUGCAGGAUACACAAUAUAAUAAAAUCUAUUUUACCGAGUCCACAGAUCCGGUGACAAAGAGCUUGUAUCACAAAAAGAUUGCCUCAAAGGGAGAUUUUGUUUAUAUGCGCCCUGUGCUGGGCAUGGAGAAAAUGCGCACCGGACUAUUUGCAUACCAGGUGGAGCUCCAGGCGGGCUAUCAAAUUGUCAGCGACACCUUCAGUGAGCCAGAGAAAUGUGGACUCAUGGAACUGGAACCCUUCCAGCUACCCAUGUUGGCUGUGCCAACACGCAAAAACUUUCCCUACAAGGAGCUGUUCCGCAGGCAAAUACGCUGGCAGCGCGAGAUUAGCCUGGUGAAUCGUGAGGAACGCAAAUGGAUACCACAGAAGCCGAAAUGCGAGAGCGGCGUCGGCGGCUUUGUCUCCAUUGGCCUCACCGAAUGCCGCUAUGCAUUUGGCAUCUUUGGCUGCGGCGCCGCGCUCAGCUUUGGCGUGUUCCUCAUCGAGCUCAUCCGCAAGCACAGCCAUGGCAUCUACACAUUUGUUCGGGAUUACAGAGCCACGCUGCAUUAA
Messenger RNA from Drosophila novamexicana, 1977 nucleotides. RefSeq names its product glutamate receptor ionotropic, delta-1 (gene Ir75d). Lineage: Eukaryota; Metazoa; Arthropoda; Insecta; Diptera; Drosophilidae. The record is from RefSeq and is a predicted model, not a curated record. Gene Ontology annotation, cellular component: membrane. The coding region runs from base 1 to 1977 and encodes 658 amino acids. The transcript is spliced from 4 exons. Gene Ontology annotation, molecular function: ligand-gated monoatomic ion channel activity.